AUGCUCGGCCAAGGCGGAUUCGGGUCGGUUUAUUUGGGUUUCGAGAAAAAACCCAGGUUGUGUUUGAAGGGUGUGUCGAGGAUUGUGGCCGUGAAAUCGACAUUGGCCUCUCAGGCGCAUGAUCUGAUGGGGGAAGAUAUUCUUCUUUACAUUUUUCGUCACUGCCCUUUUGUUAUCAACUGCUAUGGAGAGGAUGAGACGAUUGGCGCUGAUGGCCAUCAUUUAUUCAAUGUGUUCUUGGAGUACGCAGACGGGGGAACAAUGGCGGAUUUAAUUGAGAAAUCAAGGGGUUUUGGGUUGCGUGAAUUCCAAGUCAGAAAGUAUACAGAGUCGAUUUUGAAAGGGAUUAAGUACAUCCACGAAAGGGGUUUUGUGCAUUGUGAUCUCAAGCCUGAGAAUAUUCUGCUUGUGUCUGAUACCUCCUCGGGUGGUGCUCGUUUUGUGCCGAAAAUCGGAGACUUGGGGCUCACAAAGAAGGCAAAUCAGAAGUGGGAGAAGCCUUCCUUUGGAGGCACACCAAUGUAUUUGUCUCCUGAAGCUGUGGUUUAUGGAAUUCAACAGUACCCUUAUGAUAUUUAG
Messenger RNA from Prunus dulcis (almond), 579 nucleotides. RefSeq names its product mitogen-activated protein kinase kinase kinase 17-like. The coding region runs from base 1 to 579 and encodes 192 amino acids. NCBI's taxonomy places the organism in Eukaryota, Viridiplantae, Streptophyta, Magnoliopsida, Rosales, Rosaceae. The transcript has a single exon. The record is from RefSeq and is a predicted model, not a curated record. Gene Ontology annotation, biological process: protein phosphorylation. Gene Ontology annotation, molecular function: ATP binding; protein kinase activity.